AUGAAAGAUCAAGCAGAAAAUAAACAAAAACCAAAGGCAUCAAGAGGUGCAGUGAGCAAGAAAGAAAAAAUUUGUAAACGUGGAAAAUAUUCAAAACCGUGUGAUUAUUGCCGUCUUUCGCCUAGCAAAAAGAAAUGCGUGCAUGUUGAGAAUUCCUGUGUAAAAUGUAGGGAGAAAGGUAAGGUAUGCUCCAGAGAACUUACGAAACCCAACGAUAUUGAAAAUCCUUCGACUUCUUUUGACCCGAAUCUCCCUCAAGACAUUACGCCUUGGGAUGACUUGGGAAUGUCCCAAGAAGCAAUUAUUAAUCAAGACCGCAAGCUCUGGAUAAUCCUUGGAACGUCCGAAGAGGAGCUUGAUCAUUUCGUAUCAGGCAAUAAUCAUAUAUUCUGUUUUGGAAUUAUUGAGUUUUCCGCAGAAGAUUGCAAAUAUGAUGCUUUAGUAUGGUCAAGUGGCGUGCGAAUUGGAACACACGACAAACUCCAAGUUUGA
This is a messenger RNA of Acaulospora morrowiae, 492 nucleotides long. NCBI's taxonomy places the organism in Eukaryota, Fungi, Glomeromycota, Glomeromycetes, Diversisporales, Acaulosporaceae. The record is from the annotation of a GenBank genome assembly.